Pyrus x bretschneideri (Chinese white pear) is the source of this 936-nucleotide messenger RNA. RefSeq names its product wound-induced protein 1. NCBI's taxonomy places the organism in Eukaryota, Viridiplantae, Streptophyta, Magnoliopsida, Rosales, Rosaceae. The transcript has a single exon. Bases 254 to 631 code for a protein of 125 amino acids. The record is from RefSeq and is a predicted model, not a curated record.
CCCCUCUCUUUCUAAACCUCCGCCUUCUCUCUCUCUCCAAACCCUGGAAUUUCUCGCUCUAAACCCGCCACAGAGGCUUAGGCAAGAACUGGCUAACUCUCAGGAAGCUCUGGAAGACACUGAUUCCAGCAAUCGAAGGGUGGUGUUCGCCCUUUAUGAUGCCCUAAGCUCCCACGACGUGGACACGGUUCACCAGAUCGUCGCCCCCGACCUCGAGUGGUGGUUCCAUGGUCCGCCGACCCACCAGUUCUUGAUGCGCAUCCUCACCGGCUCCCAAAAAGAACCCUUUCAGUUCGUCCCCCAGUCCAUCGCCUCCUUCGGCCCCACCGUCCUCGUCGAGGGCUGCGACCGCGACUGCUCCAUUUCCUGGGUCCACGCCUGGACUGUCGCCAAUGGGGUAAUCACCGGGGUCCGCGAGUACUUCAACACUUCCCUCACCGUCACGCGCCUCGGAAACCACACCCAGAACAACUCUCCCGCCGCCUCCGCUAAAUCCUCGCCGUCCGGGUUUUCCUCCAAGUCGUCGUCGUCGUCGUCGACAUCCGCGAUUACCUCGUUCCAUUGCCCGUCCGUUUGGGAGAGCAGCGUCUCGGUCGGAAAGUCCGUGCCGGGUCUGGUCCUCGCAAUCUAAAAGCCACAACAACAAUCCCCUGCGGUCCUGUGCAGUGGAGUCUAAUACUACUAAAUAAGCGGGAGCUGAGGUGUCAUAACCUCAUUGGCUGUCCGGUACUCGUUAUGGGCUGAACUGCUGAAGUCCUAUCCUACUGUAUUUCUUUCUCGCUUUUUCGUUUCUCUUCUUUUCUUGAAAUUUCGUUUGUGUGUGGUGCUGGUGUUGGGUGUAACCAUGGGGUCGAGGCUCUUUUGGUCUUAUCCUGACGCGGCUGUAGCGGUGUUAUGGUACUCUUUUAUUUCAAUAAAGACGUGUUUGCUUAAUAA